Molecule: messenger RNA, 4070 nt
Organism: Bemisia tabaci
Lineage: Eukaryota; Metazoa; Arthropoda; Insecta; Hemiptera; Aleyrodidae
Product: ATP-binding cassette sub-family G member 4
Biological process (GO): transmembrane transport
Cellular component (GO): plasma membrane
Molecular function (GO): ATP binding; ATP hydrolysis activity; ABC-type transporter activity
Source: RefSeq, a predicted model, not a curated record
CUAUGCUCAGUGACAACCUAGAACCUAGUGACAACCAGCAGAAGGUUUUAGUUUUAGUUCUCGGGGAUUAAAUUUACGUAGUUUAAGGUCUUAGAUCUCAGAAUGCUGAGUUUCUCCCCACUCGUUCUUUUUAGCCAACAAUCGUUCCCGUGAGGCUUUUUAGUUUUUAUCCAACUUCAACCAAAUACUGUGUCUGUAGAUUGUUGUUAUUUCACCCAAUAAAAAAAAAAAAAAAAAAAAAAACAAGUCAACUUCUUAAGAAUAAGAUGUCCAGUAUCCUGGUUGAAAUUACCUCGUAGGUAUUUCGGAUUUUAGUGAUAAUGUCCAAAGUUACGAAGGUCCUGUCCCCGAACAAAGGGAAGCAGCAGGAUCUACCCCUAAAGAGAACUGUCCAGAAACGUGGCCCAACCAGUGAUGCGGCGAACAGAUUCUCUGAUAUUUCGUUCAGUGAUUUAUCGUAUUCUGUAAAAACAGGAUUAAAUCCAUUGAAUAGAGGGACCAAACAAUUACUGAACUCAAUCAACGGUGAAUUUAAAAAUGGGCAAGUCACUGCAAUCAUAGGACCUUCAGGGGCAGGAAAAACUUCCCUCUUGAACAUUCUCACAGGAUUUACGACUGAAGGUGUUGAUGGGAAAGUUUUAAUUGAUGGGAAAGACAAAAAUGACACUCUUUUUGCAAAACAGUCCUGCUACAUCAUGCAAGACAAUCACCUGCAGCCACUACUAACGGUACAAGAAUCUAUGACCUUUGCUGCAACAUUGAAGUUAGGCCGCAGAUCCUCUCCAAAAAGAAAGAUUCGCAAAGUCAACCUCGGUCGCAUUUACGAACCACUUACUCUUUUCAACUCUGAUUCUGAUAGUGGUGAUGAAAAUUCCUUGCAACCCUUACCGAAAUCAGUGAAAUUUGUGGUUGACUCAGUACUUGACUCGAUGAACUUAAUAUCACAUAGACACACGCUAGCUGGAACUUUGAGUGGUGGAGAGCGUAAGAAAUUAUCCAUCGCUCUGGAACUUAUCAAUAAUCCUCCGUUUAUGUUUUUUGAUGAGCCAACAAGUGGACUUGACAGCACAUCAGCAAAACAAUGUUUGUCAAUUCUAAAGCAACUUGCAUCUGGUGGUCGGACGAUUAUUUGCACUCUGCAUCAGCCAAGUGCCUCGCAUCUAAACUUAAUCGAUAACCUUUACUGUCUGGCAAAUGGUGAAUGUGUCUACCAAGGAUCUCCAGGAAAUUUGAUCCCUUUUCUAAGCUCCAUUGGCUUUGAAUGUCCAACGUAUCAUAAUCCAGUUGAUUUUUUGAUCGAGCUAGCUUCUGGAGCUUUGGGAUAUCAUGUUGAUGCCUUAGUCAAACAUAUAAGCAAUGGAAAAAACCAGGAAUGGAAAAAAGAUAAGGAAACAAUCCCAUCUGGAUCUAAUGAUACCCCUCAAUCUGUGAUACCUCUCGAAUUUGAUAAUGCUGACUUCAGUUAUCAACACACUUAUGGAUGCUCUGUACUUACACAGUUUCGAGUUCUACUGUGGAGGGAUAUAAUCAAAAUUUAUCGGGAUAGCUUCCUGACAAAUACUAGACUGACGUUGCAUUUUUUAGUCGCUCUCCUUUUAGGAAUUUUUUACUAUGGUAUAGGUCAAGAUGCUGCUCACACACUUGACAAUUUUAGUUUACUUUUCUUCUCUGUUCUAUUUUUAAUGUUCACAUCUCUCCAAUCUAAAUUGAUAACAUUCCCCGAAGAGAUGCCCAUCGUAUCAAGAGAACAUUUCAAUGGAUGGUAUUCAUUGGAAGCUUAUUUCAUCACAAAUUCAAUAUCAGACGCACCAAUACAGAUUCUGAGCGUGUUGAUUUAUUCCAUAACAGUCUUUGUCAUGUCUUCUCAGCCAUUAGAACUCUACCGAUUUUUAUUGUUUUUCACUAUGCUUUCAACCGUUACGUUACUGACUCAAGCUGUUGGUGUUUUAGUCGGAAUAUUACUCGAUGUCAAAAAUGGAGUAAUAUUUGGUCCUUUGACCUGUCUUCCAUGGGUUAUUUUCUCAGGAUUUUUCCUUCGAGCCAAAGAUGCACCAUCGUACUUCUCAUGGCUCUUCGAAAUCAGUUUUAUGAAGUAUGCGCUGGAAGGCGUUAUGAGUGCCAUUUAUGGCUACAACCGACCUGUCCUAGACUGUUCAGAAAUGUAUUGUCAUUUUAGAAUGCCAAAAAAGUUGCUCCAUGACCUUGGUCUAAAAGAUGGACAUUAUUUGCGGGAUUACUCUUUUAUCUUAGCACUAUUUUUAGGUGUUAAGUUCGCAACGUAUUUUGUAUUACGUUUCCAGACUAGUCGCAAAUUGUAAAAAAGUAUUUGUUCUUGUUUCCAGUCUCUCAAGUGAAAGUUGAUUUUCAUCCUAAAAACAAUAUUUUGCCAGAGCAUUCAGGGAAUUCUUUAGGAGAACUGUUGAAGUGUAAGAGUAAAGUAGAUACCUCAUUUCCUCUCUAGCUGUUCUCCAGAACUAACGACCAAAGACAUGCAAUAUUUUUAGAAAUUAACAUUUUAAAAUAAAAGAAAAAGUAAAAUAAAUUGAUAACCUGCUAUUUGGUUCCCAUUAUGAUCAGCUCCUAAGAUCAUAACAAUGUCAUCAUAUUUUGAAUUGAAAAGAAAGUGAGGUAUAGCUCUGUAGAAUUUAUUUUUAAGUUUUGGCUCCUUUAAAAAUGUAGUUUUUUAAAUUUCUUUUUUCGUCAACAUUUUAGCAAGAUAUAUUUGCUGUGACUCAAUCAAAAUGACAAUUAAUAUUUCAUGACAAAGUGUUCCAUAUUCUUCGUAAAUCAUGUUUUGUUACUUUUUUUAUUGUUGUAUCUCUCCUCUGCCGUUUUUGUCUUCUCUUUCUCAAUUUUUAUUUUUUGUCUUUCUCAUGUAAUUGCCAAAUUUUACCAGAUAUACAUGACCAUGACCAAGUUAAUUGGAGCCUAAGACUAUUCUUUAAUGUGUUACACAGUAUUACACAUGCCCUUCUUACCAAGAAAGAUGUGAUACAACAAAGGCUUACUUUCUUUUGUGUCUUUUUUGGUAAAGCUGUGAACUGUUUGCAAGCUAAUGAAGCACAAAUAAUAAGCCAUUAAAGCCAGGAUGCUCAGUAAAGUCAGGUACAUAUGUAGCUUUAGGUAUAUUCAUAUCAAACUAUAUCUAUUAUAUUAUAUAUUUGGUUACUCUAUUAACCUAACCUUUGGAAAUUCUAUAUUAUAGCAAAAUCAAAACUUUCUUCUAUCUGUGAGUACAAACCAUCGAUACCUCUGUAACUCGACUGUCCGCACUUGUGUUUUUCAAUUCUUCUCAUUUUUCAGAGAUGAGUGAUUUUCAAUCUCGCAUUUUUUAAAAAUUGAAAUAUUUUUCUGGCUUGCUCUUCAGAGGAUUUUUAUAUCUUAUUUUUGCUCUGAGAGAUUUGAAUAUCUCAAGGAAAACUUUUUUGUAACAUUUUAAACAAACAAAAAUAUUUGAAUUGGGUGAGUUGUUCUGAAAUGUGUAAAAGAUGUAAAACCCACUGAAAUCUCUCUACCUAUUUAGCAAAACAUCACUGCAUGUAACUACUGAACACAUCAUUCUGCAAUCACAAAAUGCAGUAUUAGAUCAUGGAUAGUUCUCCCCUGUGACCAGUUGGUCUUUAAUAUUUUAAGGAGUUUACACCCUCUUGCCUUAUUUUUUACUUUGGGAUCUCAGGAACAGCAAUGUGUAGGUACUUUUGUAAACCAAUCUCUUGAACAAUGUUUAAUUUACAAUAUUUUCCAUGUUUUUUUAAUUUUUAUUUUGACCCCUUAUUGUUUUUAUGGCAAAAGCACUUGUUUUAAUGGCAAAAGCACUGAAUUUAGUCUAGAAAAGUGGACAGAUAAAGUUAGGUUGAAGAGAAAAUGAGGAAGAAUAGUUAGUGGAAUGCACACUUAAUAUUAGUAAAUUUUAAUUUCAAUCGUAAAUGUUGGAAAUUAUACAAGUGCUGUUUCUUUUAGAUGGAUUUCAAAUAUGGAAUGAUAUUGACAUUCAUCUGUUUUUUCUCUGUAAAUAUUUGUGUCUCUCUGCCAAAGGUACAAAAGGUGAAAAAAUUUAUCAUAUCCUAAGA